CCCCUACCCAAAUCCCUCAAACACCAAACAAGAUCACGUAUUAGAGGACCAUACAUAAUAGAUUUGGCAGGACCGUUAUGUUUGCUCAUGUGCUCAAGAAGAAAACAUGAACCGCGAGGAAGUGUUCUUGAUAGGUGUAUUCAUAGAAACCAUUCAACAUCAUAAUUUCAUCUUGUUGACAACGUUCUUCAGUUCCAAGAGAGAGGUUUCACCAUUCCCCCUUGCAUUGCUCGUAUAGCCUCUGGCGUUGCAUUCGAAUUCGGCAUCUCUGAUUGUCCAACAUGGAUGACAUGGAAAGGACGCAACCAAAGUUUUUGACGGACGAUUGGUAGUUUUCUUCGGGUCCAGAACACAAAAUGGCUUUUAAAGCAGGGAAUCAUCUGGUGAGCGUCGCCGGAGAAGGCAAACCAGUCUUUGUGUGGAAAAGAAAGUGCAAUAGACCAGGUGCAACUGUGAGUCAUCAGUCACAGAGUUCUAAAAGCCGCCAAAGGACUGAAAAGGGACGACAUCUCAGUAAGAGUGGAGAUAGAAAUAAAGAUGAUGAAUCAAGUCGCUUGGUUUCAACUCUUUCGGACCUACAAGAACGACAGCAGAAAAGAGAAAUGCUUUACGACAGUCUUGACAAGAAACUUGCUAAAGGCUCCGCCCAUUCUGCAAAUGCAGUGGACCUUGCCGAUUUAGAGUGCAAGCCAACUCUUGCUAAAGAUGAUAAGAUAGGAAGGAAUCUGGAAGGUGAUUGUUCGUCUUCGGGCUCCGAGUAUGAACAAAUCAUCCCACCUUCAGGUGAUGUAGCAAUGCCAGGAAGUGCAUUAAUAACAGAAGUUGACCAUAUCAAUGAUGUUUUCAAUUACUGUGCUAUUGUUAGAUCGGAUGUAAGGCCGCUAAGUGCCGGGUCUCACCAUAAUAUUGAAAAACACUCGAAGAACAUUGUGCGUACAAAUUCAGCAGUGAAUAGAGGCUCAUACGUUAAACAUGGGUUGGACAAAGCGAACUCAAGUGCAGAUUCUCAACGGAAAUCAAUAUCAGAACGUCUUUCUGAGCCUGCAUUAAACUCAAACAGUCCAAACACCGAUGCAGAAGGUACGGACAUGCUUCCUGGAUCAAAUCAUAAAUUCGUAGAUCACGAGUCACAUUCUGUGGUUGAUUACGGAGGCAGCAGUUCUUCGGAAGCAGAUGACGCACCACAUCGGCAACAAGAAGUACCACUCUUGAUGAAGCAUGUGGAAGGAAGUAGCGGGAUUAGUACAAGCGUGAAGGGACGGCCAAUGCAGCGACCAGCUUCAGCCAGAGCGUCCCUUCAGCACCACUACCGGCAUCGGAAGGAGAAGCUUCUUGAUGAGAUGAGAGUUCAUCUUCAUAAGAGGGUCAGGGCGAGGAAAGAGAAAUCAAUCGUCGGUGAUGAUAUCUUCCAGCGACAGAUGAAAAGUGGCUUCUGGACAUCUGAGGUCCUUUACCAUCAAUGGGGAAAUAAUAUCCUUUCCAUGCGGAAUACUUGGAAAGAAAACACAUCUCAAGAGUUUGUCCAAUCGUUUCCUGAAGAGCCUCAGCAGCCGAUUCGACUACGCGCUCGUCGUCAGGCGAUUUGUGUCGACAGGGACAAACGAUCUCCACUUACCAUGAACACGAUGACGUUCAUGGCUCCUACAAAAGAGGAGGAACCUUCGGGAAAUGUGCAAUCACUGGACGCUAGACGGCGCUCUUCAAAUUUACCCGCAUACAACAAAGAGCGAAGCUACUCUGUCGAUCAGGGAGGUCUGCCGAUUAGAUUUGAUCUUCAAGAAGAUGCAGAGUCGAGGAAAAGAAGAUUGAGGGCGCUCUUCAAAGACACUAUCAUCAAGGUAUAUCGAAUCACCACAGUCAUGAUGCAUAUGAUUGAAGCAUCGAAAGCAGGAACGUACUCCGGCCUUAUGGCAUCACUCCACUUCUCACAAGCUGAUGGCUCCGAGGAUCCGAACAGUUUCAACAAGGAACACUAUUCCAGGAAAUAUGCAGAACUCCACGUACCACGCUGGGCGAAGCAGAUCGCAGCAAAGGAACCGUGGGAGCGCACCCCGGAAGAGAUAAUUCGACUCUAUGGAGUUAUGCGCAACAUGCGUAGUUUCGAAAAGUUCACCAGAAGAAUGCGCAUGGAAAUUUGCCGUGCAGCAAGAUACAACGAAUGCGGAAAGGGGCGUGUCAUCGUAAGGCAAGGUCACGUGGGCUUCAACUUCUACUUCAUCUUCUCCGGCUCGGUGUUUGUUCAACUCGAUAUUCUGGACGAGUCUUCGGGUGUGAUGACCACUAGUAACGUCAAUACGCUGAUGAGAGGCUCUUCUUUCGGGGAGUUAGCUCUGCUUAGUAAUGGACAACGCACCGCGUCAGUUAUUUGCCGAGAAAACACCGAAAUAUUUGAGAUUGAGAAGGAAACGUUUUUGGAAGUUUGUCCAGAUAUUUUCGACAACGAACUAGCAGAGAAGAUUAAGGUUGCAAAUGAACUACCGUUCUUUAAAUCCUGGCCCGAAGAUCAACUCCGAAGGCUGUGCUUCGAGUCCCCCAUCCAGGAGAUUGACUUCGGGAAGGUGGUCGAGACGAAUCCAGGGACGUCGGAAUACUGCUACGUAGUCCUCGAGGGAAAGGUGUCUUUGCUGAAAGAAUGCGACCUGGUACAGGCUUUGACUCAGCAUUGCAAGGAAAUGAUGACACGUGACCUUGCACCUGACAGGAAAAGGGACGGUCCCUCGGAAAGCUCUCUUAACGAGAAGAUCAUGCAGAAAUUAAAGGCCCUCCUGUUGCCGGAGUGGACUAAAAAUGGAAAAUGCCACAUGUCGAUUGGAUUGAUGUCCGUUGGACAUGCCACGGAUCUGCUGCCAAUCAAGUUCCGUGACCGGGAGCAGCUCGCUGGUGUUACCCUUGUAAGCCGAGGAUGCCGAACGAUGAGGGUCACGAAACAACGAAUAGAAAAGAUGGCGCCGAGGGGGAUACUAGAUACCUUUCGACAAAAACACAGUACCGUUCUCCCAACCCCUUCAAAUGAAGAGCUAUUUGAGCGUUUUCUCGUAGACGUAGCAUGGCGUCAUUACCGCACCUACGUAACAAAGGGUUCAACGGAGAAGUUAUCACGUGGAACGGGAAGUACAAAGUCAAUGUGGCUCGCUAACUACCUUGUAACGAACGCUCUACUCAGAGACAAGAGAGGGCGUCUUGCGGUGAAGGAAAGAUUAAAAGAAAUCCAAGAGCGGCAUCACAGAAAAACAGAAGACGAAGAAGAUGAAGAAGAAAAUAAGGAAUCUGAAGAGGACCAAGCAAGAAUAGUCCAUCUAAACAAGCUGAGAAAAGGAACCAUCUCACACACCUUUAGUAAGAUAGAAGAGGCGUGUAAUAUAUAACUAAUCCUUUGCAAGGUCACUUAUCUUUUGA
Messenger RNA from Strongylocentrotus purpuratus (purple sea urchin), 3396 nucleotides. RefSeq lists its product as uncharacterized. Gene Ontology annotation, molecular function: cAMP binding. Gene Ontology annotation, biological process: spermatogenesis. The record is from RefSeq and is a predicted model, not a curated record. NCBI's taxonomy places the organism in Eukaryota, Metazoa, Echinodermata, Echinoidea, Camarodonta, Strongylocentrotidae. The coding region runs from base 357 to 3365 and encodes 1002 amino acids. The transcript has 14 exons.